Messenger RNA from Rotaria sp. Silwood1, 573 nucleotides. Lineage: Eukaryota; Metazoa; Rotifera; Eurotatoria; Philodinida; Philodinidae. The record is from the annotation of a GenBank genome assembly.
AUGAUUGAAGUAUUAGGCGGAUUCUGGUGUGAAAUGCAACUUUGGUAUCACUUUUAUUUACAAGAAAUGAAUCACUUCUUAUUGAUCAAAAAAUGGUAUUUUGAAAAUAAAGAAAAAUUCGAUCUAGAAAAUUUUAAUUUAGAAGAAAAUGUUGAUUAUACAUUGAACAUUGAUUUGGAUAACAAUAAUGAUGGAACAGCAAGUAUUAAAUGUAAAUGUGCCAAAUUAAUUUCAUUAGGCAAAAAUGAUAGUAAAAUCCAAGUUUCAAAUUAUUAUAAACAUUUGCAAUCAAAAGGUUGUGAUCAUAUGAAGAGGAUUGUAAAAGCUGAGAGAGAUUUAAAGUCAAUGCAGCAACAAUCAUCAAUAUCUGUUACAUCAACAUCUAUUGUGCGAACAUAUCCAUCUCAGACACAUGCACCAGUAAUACAACUUCCUGAUGUUUCACCAACUACUGUACCAACAACAUCUCGCAGUGAUUUUCCAGUAGUAUCAAAUCAAGUUACACAAAAUGGUAAAUGUCGUUUGGCAUCACAGUUACAACAGCAACAUUCAACAAAAAGAAGUGGCAUUUGA